Molecule: messenger RNA, 2393 nt
Organism: Frankliniella occidentalis (western flower thrips)
Lineage: Eukaryota; Metazoa; Arthropoda; Insecta; Thysanoptera; Thripidae
Exons: 6
Coding region: 551-2167 (538 amino acids)
Biological process (GO): lipid metabolic process
Molecular function (GO): phosphoric diester hydrolase activity
Source: RefSeq, a predicted model, not a curated record
CUGCCAUAUGCCCUGUCCAGGACGUCAACAACACGCGGGCCCGGCCUGCUGGGAUGGGUCAGCGGCCCUGCCCGUGGCCCCGGCCCCCAGCAGUCCGAACCGGACCGGACUUUGUGAAUCAGUGAGCUGUCGCCGUGGCCGCGGUGGGAAGUGGUGUCGCGGCACGGCGGCGGGGUCCCUGUGCUGCUGAGCUGGGGUGGCUGCGCCCGCGCUCGCCGCUCCGCUAACGUGCGUCUUAGCCUCAGCCUCGGCUUGUCAGCUCCGCAGGUCCCCCAAGGCCGCCGAUGUUAUUGUUGUUGGUGGUGGUCCCGCCGCCGAGGAGGAGUGUCGUGUCGGAGAGAAUCACUGUGCUCGGCGCUCGGUUAGCUCCUCGGUGAGAGCGCCUAGGAGGUAGGCAAGGCGGGCCCCUUGAGCGCACCGCCGCGACCGGGUGGCCUACCCUGGCAUUGACAGGGGCGCCGCUCCGCACACUCCACGCCCGCGCAGGACACGAGGCCCCGCCUUCAGAACUUCGACUGCAGGACAGCCCGCUGUGCACGCCUGCUCCACGAUGAACACUGCCGCCAAGGUGGCGUGCGUGCUGGCUGCCCUGGCCGCCGCUGCGCCCGUGGGAGCCCGCCGGCCCGUCAGCGCCACGACGAGGUGCGGCGCCGCGCGGGUGGCCAUCUCCGUGUCGCCGCUGAUCCGCUCCAAGGAGAUGCGGGUUCUGGAGCUGUCGUGGAGCUUCGAGGGGGCGCGGCCCGGUGACCAGGUGGCGCUGUACGACUACGAUCCAGUCUCGAGACGCCAGUGGGACAACAGCCGGCACCGCAACGAGCCCGUGACCGACGCUGGGGCCGCUCCCGCCGCACCCCUCAGCCCGAGCCAGCCUUUCGCCGCGCCGCCCGCCGCCCCGUAUGACCCUUACGGCGGCCAGGGUGGCCAGGGGGCGCCUUCCUACCCGAGCCCGUACCCUUACAACGCGGGGGCGGUCGGCGGGGGCGGCGGUUCCCUGUUCCCGCCCGGCUACCCGCGCGACGCGUUCAGCGGCAGGGCGAGGCGGCAGGCUCAGGACGAGCCCCUCGGCGACGACCCCGGAGCCGGCCCGCCCCUAGCCGUCGUGCCCACGGACGGGCUGCGGGCUGGCUGGAGGGGCACCAGCGUGCAGGAGCGCCACGUCCCCUCCGGACAGCUGGGCUACACGUCGCGCUGCCUCAACUACUGGGCCGUGUACGAGCGCCCGCUCCCCGACAAGCAGAACCAGACCGAGGUCCUGGCCGUGGCCUGCCUGCGCACCAGGCCCACGUGGAUGUCGGACUUCCGCACCGAGAUUGGGCGGCUGCGGCUCGUCGACCUCUUCAUCCCGGGCACCCACGACUCGGCCUCCAUCCAAGAGGACGGCCGCAACAACUUCAUCGACAGGUACACCGUCACCCAGGACGAGAGCAUCCUCGGCCAGCUCAUCUACGGCGUGCGCUACAUCGACCUGCGCGUCGGCUUCUACUCCACCAAGGACGUGCAGUGGUGGGCCAACCACGGGCCCGUGCGUAUGACGCCGCUGCACGCGGUUCUGUCGGACAUCAAGGCAUUCCUCGGCAACACCAACGAGAUCGUCAUCCUCGACAUACAAAAUUUCCCCGCUGGUUUUGGAAAGGACAACAAGAUCCACCUGCGGCUGGUGCACCUGCUGGAGACGGAGCUGGGUGACGUGAUGGCGUACCGCGACCAAGGCCCGGGCUGGGUGUCGAGGCUCGAAGACUUCUGGACCUCCGGGCGGCGGCUCAUCGUGGCCUACGACAAGGAGGACGUCCUGCCCGUGUCGACCAAGCUGUGGCCGGCCGUGCGCCAGUUCUGGGGCGACGCGCAGACCCCCGACCAGCUCAACCGCUACGCCUCGGCCAUCAUGUCGCAGCAGUACCUGCGCGGCUUCGCCUGGGCGCUCAUGGCCGAGCUCACGCCCAACGCGAGGCUCAUCGCCACCAACCCGACCGGCUCGCUGCGCCGCCUCGCGCACACCAUCAACCGCAACGUGACGGCGUGGGCCGAGGGCCCCUGGGGCGAGGUCAUGAACACCCUCGCCGUCGACUUUGUCCGGUCGACGGGCGUGGUGGAGGCCGCCCUCUGGCACAACCUGCGCCGCGGAGGGGUCGACGUCUGCAACGCAUACAGGCUACUCGACUCGGUGUAACAGCACUCGCCUCGCCUCGCCGCGGGGCAGGGAGAUGUGUAAAGAGGCUGUUAAGUGAAAAAAACACCCACAAAAACAAACAACAAAAAACUAAGUAUUUGGUGCUUUUGCAUUAAGGGCUGUCAACAUUUUCUGUGAUAUAAAUUUAAGUGUGAAAGAAGGGACUACCGUGUAAGUUAUUAUGUAAUGACAAAUUUAAUAUUAAAAUGUAAAUUUUCCAAUUUGC